CUCGCACCUCUGCUUGAGCAGGCGGUGUUUCUGCGUCCGCGUGAGCUGCCUCGGUGAAGCUCCGCGGCGGUAGCACUGCGGACAGGGGGGGCUGAGGGCAGGCAGCUUCAGUGCUUCCACCAGCACAGGGCGGUUCGGGGGGGGGGGGAAACAAAGCGGAACGGAAGCUACGCGGAACUCUUGUGUCCAGCCGCGCAUCCGUUAGCGGCUCCGUUCGCUGACUUCCGCUUCCGGACAGCGGUUGUGUCCCUGGCGGAGGGCCGUGGAGCGGGCAGGUAUGGGGCAUGGAAGUGAACAUGGCCACGGCCAUGGCAGAACAGAACUCCCCGACUACAGACAGUGGAAGAUAGAGGGUACUCCACUAGAGGAGGUCCAAAGAAGGUUGGCUAAACGGGGUCUCAGGGAUCCAUGGGCUCGUAAUGAAGCUUGGAGAUAUAUGGGUGGCUAUGCAAAACCUGCCACCUUAACAGAAGUCUUUACUAGGGGACUCAAGUGGGGAUUUGCAGCUUUCGUCGUUGCUCUUGGCAUUGAGUAUGCCCUGUUUCCCCCAAAGAAGAAUGGAGGACAUCACUGAAGAUCAAAUAUGACAGUACUUUUCACUACUAAAAUGUACAAAAGCCUGCUGCCCACUGUACUUAUAAUAUGCAUAUUAAAGUCUAUUACAGAUAAAA
Numida meleagris (helmeted guineafowl) is the source of this 671-nucleotide messenger RNA. RefSeq names its product NADH:ubiquinone oxidoreductase subunit B3 (gene NDUFB3). The coding region runs from base 278 to 574 and encodes 98 amino acids. The transcript has 3 exons. The record is from RefSeq and is a predicted model, not a curated record. Gene Ontology annotation, cellular component: mitochondrion. Gene Ontology annotation, biological process: mitochondrial respiratory chain complex I assembly; electron transport chain. Lineage: Eukaryota; Metazoa; Chordata; Aves; Galliformes; Numididae.